Messenger RNA from Cooperia oncophora, 276 nucleotides. Lineage: Eukaryota; Metazoa; Nematoda; Chromadorea; Rhabditida; Trichostrongylidae. The record is from the annotation of a GenBank genome assembly.
AUGUUUGCCGAGUUCCCGAUAGCUGCCGAAACGAUAUUCUACCGAUCAGCCCUUUCUUUUGCAUUCGUCAACUUGAAACCCAUGUCUUGGUUAGCCCCAAAGCGUGUUUGCUACCAUCUCACGGAUCUCACCGACGCUGAAACGGCUGAUUUGUUUGUAGUUUCGAAAAAAGUCCAAAGAAUGUUAGAAAAGGUGAGAGACUUUGCUUUGAAAAAAAGCAUCAGAAAGCCACUAGUUGUUCAGCAGCACCCACAUUAUCCGGGCUGUCAUGGGUAG